GCUCACGAUAAGCGACCCAGACUCAGAUUCGCAGAAAUAAAAAAGUUCUUCCGGCAUCGAAAUCAGAGGGCCUCUUUCUCCCCUGUUCCAAAAUUCCUGGAACUCAGAUUAAAAAAAUGAACAAAGAAAGCAACAGAUUCAAUUUUUAAGCCGAAAACAACAACUAUCUCGUAAUCUUCGAUUGUCAGAGACUCUGUUAUCGCCCAAUCCAGAGAACAGGUAGAAGUAAUGUCGAGUUAUGUCGGAGUUCAUCUCUCCGAUCCCGCGCUCCAGAACCAUUUCACGCAGGUGGAACUUCGAAGCCUUAAAUCUAAAUUUAUCACUUUGAAGAGGGAAUCGCCGGAAUCAGGUAAGGUGAUCGUAGCAAAUUUGCCAUCCUUCAUGGUUAAGUUAAAGGGAGUCAAUGAAGUACUUACAGAAGAAGAGAUCAGCUCAAUCCUGGGCGAAUCCUACCCCGACAGAAACAAUGAAAUAGAUUUCGAAGCUCUCCUUCGGGCAUAUCUGAAUCUGCAAGCUCGAGCUAUAGCCAAGUUGGGAGGCACAAAGCAUGCAUCGUCAUUUGUGAAAUCAUCAACAACGACGACUCAGCACACAAUCAGCGAGUCAGAGAAGGCUUCUUAUGUGACACAUAUCAAUACGUGUCUUGCAGAAGACAAGUUUUUGAAAGAUUAUCUACCCUUGGAUCCUGCAUCUAAUGCUCUUUUUGAUCUUGCAAAGGAUGGCGUCCUUCUGUGUAAGCUGAUUAAUGUAGCGGUGCCUGGAACAAUAGAUGAGAGGGCAAUUAACACGAAAAAAGUUUUGAACCCUUGGGAGAGAAAUGAGAAUCACACUCUUUGUCUCAAUUCUGCAAAGGCCAUUGGAUGCACUGUGGUCAACAUUGGAACUCAAGACUUGGUUGAAGGGAGGCCUCAUUUGGUGCUUGGAUUGAUAUCUCAACUUAUAAAGAUACAACUGCUAGCUGAUCUUAAUCUUAAGAAGACGCCACAGCUGUUGGAGCUAGUGGAUGAUAGUCAGGAUGUAGAGGAACUUAUCAAUUUGCCACCUGAAAAGAUGUUAUUGAAAUGGAUGAAUUUUCAUCUCCAAAAAGCUGGUUAUAAGAAGCAAGUAACAAACUUUUCCUCUGAUCUGAAGGAUGGAGAAGCUUAUGCCCAUCUCCUCAACACCCUUGCCCCGGAGUACUGUAGUCCGGCUACCUUGGAUACUAAAGAUCCCAACAAAAGAGCAAAACUGGUGAUAGAACAGGCAGAAAAACUUGAUUGCAAAAGAUAUUUAACUCCCAAGGAUAUUGUUGAAGGAUCCACGAAUCUUAAUCUAGCAUUUGUUGCACAAAUAUUUCAACAUAGGAAUGGCUUAUCCAACGACAACAAAAUGAUUUCCUUCGCAGAAAUGAUGACCGAUGAUGACCAAGUAUCCAGAGAAGAGAGAGCCUUCAGACUAUGGAUUAAUAGUCUUGGUAUUGCUACCUAUGUGAAUAACUUGUUUGAAAAUGUCAGAAAUGGAUGGGUUCUUUUGGAAGUACUUGACAAGUUGUUUCCAGGAAGAGUUAAUUGGAAGCAGGCAAAUAAGCCUCCAAUUAAGAUGCCAUUUCGGAAGGUUGAAAAUUGCAAUCAGGUUGUAAAGAUUGGCAAAGAUUUAAAAUUCUCAAUGGUUAAUGUUGCUGGUAGUGACAUUGUGCAAGGAAAUAAGAAGCUUAUUCUUGCUUUUCUGUGGCAAUUGAUGAGAUCCAAUAUCCUGCAAUUGUUAAAGAACUUGCGGUUUCACUCUCAGGGAAAGGAGAUCACAGAUGCUGAUAUCCUUAAUUGGGCCAAUAUUAAAGUAAAGCAAUCUCGAAGAACUUCUCGAAUAGAGAGUUUCAAGGACAAGAGCCUAUCAAAUGGGAUAUUUUUCCUUGAACUUCUCAGUUCUGUGGAAUCUAGGGUUGUGAACUGGAGCCUUGUCACAAAGGGUGAAAAUGACGAGGAUAAGAAGUUGAACGCAACGUAUAUAAUCAGUGUUGCUAGAAAACUUGGGUGUUCUAUCUUCUUAUUGCCUGAGGACAUCUUGGAGGUUAACCAGAAGAUGAUCCUAACUCUUACAGCCAGCAUCAUGUAUUGGAGCUUGCAGCAAGGACCAGAAAGCUCUGAACUCUCUGAAUCAGAAGCCUCUGCAGAGGAUUUUUCUUCUCAGUUGGCUCCUCUAGAUGGAGAAGGAAGUGUUGUUGCCGAGGGUGUUUCUAAUCUGGCCAUUAAUGAUACAGCUUCAGAUACAGCACAAGCAGAAAAAGAUAGUAAUGGUACUGAGGGAACAUAAACGUAUUAAGCAUCAUAAGGUUUUCUUCAUCUAUAGAGAGAUUUCAUUUCCUUGGUUUUGGUGAAUAUAUCAAAAUGAAAUUUUUUGUCUUUUUUCCUUCAUUUUGUGAUGAAAAUUGUUUCUUUGGAUGUGGGCCAGAGGUCUUGUUAUAGUUGUAUAGGUAUUCUUUCAGCAAGCAAAUUCGUUUGAAAUAAGUAACAGCAAAAGAAAAAUUUUGCGUUUUUCAGUUGUUGUUUGGUGAAAAAGGAAUUGCUUUGCAUUGAGCAAUUACUUUGUUAUUUCAAAGAAACAUACAAAACUAUUGAA
Molecule: messenger RNA, 2595 nt
Organism: Phalaenopsis equestris
Lineage: Eukaryota; Viridiplantae; Streptophyta; Magnoliopsida; Asparagales; Orchidaceae
Product: fimbrin-5-like
Exons: 15
Coding region: 229-2289 (686 amino acids)
Biological process (GO): actin filament network formation; actin filament bundle assembly
Cellular component (GO): actin filament; cytoplasm; actin filament bundle
Molecular function (GO): actin filament binding
Source: RefSeq, a predicted model, not a curated record